UGACGUAUAGAGCUUUGAACUCUAUGAGAUAACUUACUGUCUGAACUGUUUUGAUAUUUUCAAUAUCGCGCGUUUCCUGUUUUUCAUUGUGACUCACUCUUUUUUUUAUCUCAGAGCAGUGAAUCAACGCAAAUUUAAAAUAACUUCAAAUCUGACUAUUCUGCGUCGUAGUGCGUAAAAGGCAACUGCGAUGAAUCAUAGAAACGAGUUUUAUCACGAAGCUAUAACUUAGACUGAAUUAAUGCCGAGCGAUAAUUAUUGCGCUGUCUGUGUUGUUUUAUUGACCAAAAGUCUCGGAAGGUCAAUCGACGUUGGAGGCAUCUAUUUUAGGUCAUUCCCCUUAGGCAGAUGCAGCCCAGUUGAAAUAAGUGACAUUUACUUCAAGGCAUACCCUCGAAAAUGCGUUGGGACUAAUUGCAGAUCAUCUGUAAACACACCGCACCGACUUCUUUCACUAGAGGACGACCCUGAGGAAAUGCGUGCCCUUUUCAACCGGAGCCUGCCCACCGCCAUCUACACGCACGGUUUCCUCGAGGGCGAAAAAGGCUCCAGUAUCCGAGCAUUCCGCGCAGCCUUCCUUUUCCGUGGGGACUAUAACUUCAUUGCUGUCGACUGGCAAAAACUGGCCGCCGGGCCGUGGUACCUGAGUGCGGCCAACAAUGUGCGGCCAGUUGGAAUGGCUAUCGCUCAAAUGAUCGACCGGCUCGUCAACAUCAAAGCGAUCGACCUGAGUAAGCUCCACCUUAUAGGCUUCAGCUUGGGCGCCCACGUGAGUGCAGUCGCUGCCAGGUAUAUCACCGUUGGAAGGGUACCAAGAAUAACAGGACUCGACCCUGCGUACCCCACGUUUUCUGGCCGACCAAAGGCAGAUAAACUCGAUCCAUCCGAUGCCGAUUUCGUGGAUGUGAUCCAUACUUGCGGUGGCCUAUACGGGUACACUGAACCCAUUGGUCACGUAGAUUUCUACCCCAACGGCGGCAAUUAUUUCCAGCCUGGCUGUAUUAAUGUAAUAUCCUUUGGAACCUGCAGCCACUGGCGAGCCUGGCGCUUUUUCGAAGAGUCGCUGCGUGGUGGCGAGUUCAUGGGCGUAGCUUGCAGCUCAUACGAUGAUUAUCUCAACGCGAGAUGCGAGAGAAACAGCAAAAACCCGAUGGGACUUCACACAAACAUGACUGCCCGAGGCAAGUUCUUUUUGCGCACCAACUGGGCUGCGCCAUUCUCUGUGUUUUAAUGAAGCUCUAAAUAGGGCUUAGGUUUAAUAUUCUCUUGCCAAAACUCAAGGAAUUGUAUAAGUUGCCAGCCGAUGCUUUGGCUCAUAUUUUUCUCAUUAGUGAAGAAAUUUCCUACAGACGUGAGAUUGUUAAGUGAAAGAAGGUCAUGAGCUUAAAGCAUUGCUGAAUCAUUACGUCAGUCUCUUCUGCUAGAUAUGAAAUGCAGAUCGUGUGCACUAUUUUCCCAUACGCUUAUUAGUUUAUAAGGUAUUGUUUAGCUAUAAGUAAACACGCUUCUUUUGUAGAACUAGGAAACUGGAACGACUUGUGGAUAAAUAAAAUAGAUGAAUCUAAAUAUAGUAA
This is a messenger RNA of Cloeon dipterum, 1574 nucleotides long. Its product is annotated as lipase member H-like. Gene Ontology annotation, molecular function: lipase activity. Bases 242 to 1231 code for a protein of 329 amino acids. The record is from RefSeq and is a predicted model, not a curated record. The transcript is spliced from 7 exons. Lineage: Eukaryota; Metazoa; Arthropoda; Insecta; Ephemeroptera; Baetidae. Gene Ontology annotation, biological process: lipid catabolic process.